Messenger RNA from Cooperia oncophora, 309 nucleotides. The record is from the annotation of a GenBank genome assembly. NCBI's taxonomy places the organism in Eukaryota, Metazoa, Nematoda, Chromadorea, Rhabditida, Trichostrongylidae.
AUGAGAGAAGGUUUUGUGAUGAGUGAAUGUCCAGGAAGCAAGUAUUGUGUCAGGCAAGAAUGGUGGAUGGGCGACUUAAAAACGACGAACAUGUUUUGCGAUCGAAUGUUUGAUAUCAUGGGGAACCCUGUGGCACUUUGCAAGAGUGACGGAACCUUCACUUCAACGGGGCUGAACAACAUCCAAUGCACAAACAGGUGCUGCAGCUCGGAUUACUGUAAUCUGCCCACCGCAGCGACCCCUUCAUACGGUUACUGCGCAUUACCGUUACUUUUUGUUGUUUACUGGAAACUUGUUUGUAAUUAUUGA